AUCUUUCUCUCUCUUAUGGUUAUGGUUAUGUUAUUGUUAUGUAUGUACUUAUGCUUUGUCUAAUGGAGCUCUGUUAUGUAGUUGAACGAUGAUGAUGGUGAUGAUGAAGUAGCAGAGGAAUGAAUCUCCGUCAAUAUGAAGAGAAAAUUCUGUUUUUGAUUUAUAGCUGCAAGUGAAAUCUUCAUUUCUAACUUGGUGAGGAAGAAGGCACUUUGAAUCAACUAAUACACUAAGUGCUUCAAUUCCUUCUCCGAGACAGGUAGAGAAAGAAAGAAAGAGAGAGAAUUUACUUUCCCCUUUGAGCUUGUGUGUUCUUCAAAGGUUCUUUUGGGGGAGAUCGAUUUGAUUAUGGCACUAUCCUGCAAGGAUGCUAAAAUCGCGAUGGAUAAUGGUAAAUAUGUUCGUUACACGCCUGAGCAGGUUGAAGCCCUUGAGAGACUGUAUCAUGAGUGCCCUAAGCCUAGUUCCAUUCGCCGGCAGCAGCUCAUUCGUGAAUGUCCUAUUCUCUCCCAUAUCGAGCCCAAGCAAAUCAAAGUUUGGUUCCAGAAUCGAAGAUGCAGAGAGAAACAGAGAAAAGAGGCUUCACGGCUUCAAGGUGUUAAUCGAAAGCUGACUGCCAUGAACAAACUUCUGAUGGAAGAAAAUGAUAGGCUACAGAAGCAAGUUUCGCAGCUGGUGUAUGAAAAUGGCUACUUUCGCCAAAAUACCCAAAACGCGACACUUGCUUCCAAAGAUGCAAGUUCUGAUUCAGUGGUGACAAGUGGUCAACACCAUUUAACUCCUCAGCAUCCGCCAAGGGAUGCCAGUCCUGCAGGGCUUUUGUCCAUUGCAGAGGAGACUUUAGCAGAGUUUCUUUCAAAGGCCACUGGAACCGCUGUUGAGUGGGUCCAAAUGCCUGGAAUGAAGCCUGGUCCGGAUUCCAUAGGAAUCGUUGCUAUUUCUCAUGGUUGCACUGGUGUGGCAGCCAGAGCUUGCGGCUUGGUUGGCCUUGAGCCUACAAGAGUUGCAGAAAUCCUCAAAGACCGACCAUCAUGGAAUCGUGAUUGUCGGGCAGUGGAUGUUCUAAAUGUGCUUCCUACUGCCAAUGGUGGAACCAUUGAGUUGCUUUACAUGCAGCUCUAUGCGCCAACAACUUUGGCUCCUGCACGUGAUUUCUGGUUGCUGCGUUAUACAUCUGUUAUGGAAGAUGGAAGUCUCGUGGUCUGUGAAAGAUCCCUUAACAAUACCCAAAAUGGUCCAAAUAUGCCACCUGUUCAGAGUUUUGUUAGGGCAGAAAUGCUUUCUAGUGGCUAUCUUAUCAGGCCUUGUGAUGGAGGGGGGUCAAUGAUUCACGUUGUUGAUCAUUUGAAUCUGGAGGCAUGGAGUGUGCCAGAAGUUCUACGUCCACUAUACGAGUCAUCUGCAAUGCUUGCUCAAAAGACAACAAUGGCGGCUUUGAGGCAGUUGAGGCAGAUAGCUGAGGAGCUUUCUCAAUCAAAUGCCACCAAUUGGAGCAGAAGACCUGCGGCUCUGCGAGCACUUAGCCAGAGGUUGAGCAGGGGUUUCAAUGAGGCUCUUAAUGGGUUCACAGAUGAAGGUUGGUCUGUGAUGGGAAAUGAUGGCACAGAUGAUGUUACCAUCCUUGUGAAUUCCACUCCUGAUAAAUUGAUGAGCUUAAAUUUGACAUUUGCAAAUGGAUUUCAAUCUGUUAGCAAUACUGUCUUGUGUGCACGAGCUUCAAUGCUUUUGCAGAAUGUCCCCCCUGCAAUUCUUCUGAGAUUUUUGAGGGAGCACAGGUCAGAAUGGGCAGACAACAGUUUUGAUGCGUAUGCAGUUGCAGCAGUUAAACUUGGUCCUUCUAGCUUGCCUGGGACACGAGUAGGAAGUUUUGGGAAUCAAGUUAUACUUCCAUUGGCUCAUACUAUUGAGCAUGAAGAGCUGUUGGAGGUUAUCAAGUUGGAUGGCAUCGGCCAUUGUACUGAAGAGGCAAUGAUGCCUAGAGACUUGUUUCUUUUGCAAUUGUGCAGUGGAAUGGAUGAGAAUGCAGUUGGCACUAGCUCUGAACUCCUCUUUGCUCCCAUUGAUGCUUCUUUCGCCGAUGAUGCACCCCUUUUACCAUCAGGCUUUCGCAUUAUUCCUCUAGAUCCUGCCAAGGAAUCCUCAAGUCCAAAUCGUACUCUCGAUCUUGCUUCUUCCCUAGAGAUCGGGUCUGGAAAUAAAACGUCCAACAACUAUUCAACUGGCGGAGGAUGCACGCGAUCAGUGAUGACUAUAGCGUUUCAAUUUGCAUUUGAAAGCCACAUGCAGGAUCACGUUGCUUCUGUGGCUAGGCAAUAUGUGAGGAGCAUUAUUUCAUCUGUUCAAAGGGUUGCAUUAGCACUUUCGCCAUCCCAUGGCUCCAUUGGCGGUCUUCGAUCUCCGUUGGGAAGCCCUGAAGCAAAUACUCUUGCCCAGUGGAUCUCCCAGAGUUAUAGGUGCUAUUUGGGUGCUGAGUUACUAAAUGCUGGUGAUGAUGGAGAAGAUUCGGCUCUGAAAAUGGUUUGGAAUCACUGUGAUGCUAUUGUAUGCUGCUCGGCAAAGGCAUUACCUGUAUUUACUUUUGCGAAUCAAGCUGGUUUGGACAUGCUCGAGACAACUUUGGUUGCACUUCAGGACAUAACUCUAGAGAAAAUCUUUGAUGAUCAUGGAAGAAAAACUUUAUGUUCCGAGUUCCCCCAAAUAAUGCAACAGGGUUAUGCUUGUCUUGAAGGAGGAAUAUGUUUGUCGAGCAUGGGCAGGCCAAUUUCAUAUGAGAGAGCUGUAGCUUGGAAAGUACUGAAUGAAGACGACAAUCCUCAUUGCCUCUGUUUCAUGUUCGUGAAUUGGUCAUUUGUGUGAUUCUGGGUGGUGGUGUAAUGUUUGAAGACAACACACUAUUGCUUUUCUUUCUUACCUCUGCUUUUCCUUUGCUUUCUUCAGAAACUUGGUGAACAUUGUUGUAUGCUUUUCAUGACUUACAAAUCUAGUAUGCUCUAAACAUUAAUUAGCUUAUGUAAACUCUCAACUACAUUAUCUGCCUUUCUUUUGUCUAUAAAUCCUAUCUAUGGAGCAUCAAAAAGGAACACUUGUUAGGUUUUGAUC
This is a messenger RNA of Impatiens glandulifera, 3099 nucleotides long. RefSeq names its product homeobox-leucine zipper protein ATHB-15. Bases 349 to 2856 code for a protein of 835 amino acids. Lineage: Eukaryota; Viridiplantae; Streptophyta; Magnoliopsida; Ericales; Balsaminaceae. The record is from RefSeq and is a predicted model, not a curated record. Gene Ontology annotation, molecular function: DNA-binding transcription factor activity; lipid binding; DNA binding. The transcript has 19 exons.